Molecule: messenger RNA, 732 nt
Organism: Aureobasidium namibiae CBS 147.97
Lineage: Eukaryota; Fungi; Ascomycota; Dothideomycetes; Dothideales; Saccotheciaceae
Exons: 1
Coding region: 1-732 (243 amino acids)
Source: RefSeq, a predicted model, not a curated record
AUGUACUCUAGAAAGACCACACAUCUUUGGGCGCUUCUGGCCAUCGGCAUUACCAUUGUGUCGGGAUUGCCAAUUGCCCAACUCGAAAAUGACGAGCUCGACUGCGGACCUUGGGACGACGAAGCCGAUAUCAGUCCAAGCGCUUCUAUCGCAUCAACCUCGGCGAAGAUCAUGCCAACUCCGCUGUUGAUCCAAGCAUCUUCGACAACAAGCUCUGUCACUCCGAUACUCGUCACCUCGACAGCACAGGCCUCACCGACUGGUGUCCUAUCUUCGACAAACAGCUUUGUGGCUCCUGUCAACUCUUUUGUUCCCGUCACUCCGCCAAGCUAUGCCUUCUACAUCCAAAGCAGUAGCAGUGGCAGCUCAAACGGACUCUACGCCGCAGUCAGCGCUGGCGCUGGCGGACCAGCCACAUUCACAGCAAACAAGAAUGCAGCGACCAAGUUCACGAUCGACUCUUCUGGGGACCUUGUCGAGCAAAGUCCUUCACAAGGCUAUGUUGCCACAUUGAACCCAGAGCUCAAUGCCCAGCAAGUGGGCUUCUAUGCAUACGAUGGAAACAGCAGCAAGGGACGUCUCACGUGCCGGAGAGAGGGUGGAGAGGUCAGGUGUAACAUGAGUGGAGUGCCGUACCAGGCUGCUGCGUGUGGAGAUAAUGGAAGGCUCUACUUUACGAAGGCGGCGGCGGUUGGAUGCACUGCGAUCAAACUUGUACCAGUGGUUUCUUGA